This is a messenger RNA of Emys orbicularis (European pond turtle), 2943 nucleotides long. RefSeq names its product laeverin (gene LVRN). Lineage: Eukaryota; Metazoa; Chordata; Testudines; Emydidae. The coding region runs from base 1 to 2943 and encodes 980 amino acids. Gene Ontology annotation, biological process: proteolysis; peptide catabolic process. Gene Ontology annotation, cellular component: cytoplasm. The record is from RefSeq and is a predicted model, not a curated record. Gene Ontology annotation, molecular function: peptide binding; metalloaminopeptidase activity; zinc ion binding. The transcript is spliced from 20 exons.
AUGGGACCCAAGGCCGCCUCCGGCUUCUACCUGGGCAGGAAGCCCGCCGCCCUGCUCGCGCUGCUGCUGGCCGCGCUGCUGCUGGCCCUGGCCGUGCUGGGGGCUCUGUACGGGCGCUGCCUGCAGGAGGUGGAGGAGCUGCGGGCUGCAGCGGCUCCCCCCUCGCCCACAGCCGGCCCGGAGAAGGAGGGCGCCGGCUGCUGCCCCCCAACUCCCAGCCCCAGUCCCGGCAGCACGCGCCCGCCGGGGGUCUGGGACAACUCCCGCCUGCCCCGCGCUCUGCUGCCCCUCCACUACGAGCUGCGGCUCUGGCCCCGGCUGAGCCCCGGCCAGCCCGGCCCCUUUGUCUUCUCCGGGCAGGUGAACAUCACGGUGCGCUGCGCCCAGGACACGGCCACCGUCCUGCUGCACAGCUCCGAGCUGGAGCUGUGGGGGGCGGCCGUGCGGGGGCCCCUGCUCGAGGGGCCGGACGACGGCGGCGGCGGCAUCGAGGUGGCGGAGCUGUGGCUGGAGGAGCGGCAGGAGUACGCGGUGCUGGAGCUGCGGCGGAGCCUGCGGGCCGGCGGGCGCUACGUGCUGCAGCUCAGUUUCAGGGGGCCCCUGAGCGAGAAUCUGGACGGGCUCUUCCUCACCCGCUACACUGACCAGGGGCAGAGCAGUAUGCUGAUUGCAUCACAGCUUGAACCAACAUAUGCCAGGACUGUUUAUCCCUGCUUUGAUGAACCUGCCAUGAAGGCAACCUUUAAUAUCAUAAUUGUCCAUCAUCCCAGUUAUGUGGCCCUUUCCAACAUGCCUGCUAUAGAUACAUCUGAAAUGAAAGAUGAGAAUGGAAGCCUAUGGACCGUUACCACAUUUAACACGACACUGAAAAUGUCAACUUAUCUAACUGCUUUUGUGGUUUGUGACUUUGAUUACAUCACCAGGACUGAAAGAGGGAAUGAGAUACGUAUUUGGGGUCGUAAAGAAGCAAUUAAAAAUGGACAUGCUGACUAUGCUUUAAAUAUCACAGGCCCACUUUUUUCAUUUCUGGAAGAUUUAUUUAACAUCAGCUACCCUCUUUCAAAAACAGAUCUGGUUGCACUGCCUGAUUUUGGAGCAGGUGCUAUGGAAAACUGGGGGCUAAUGACUUUCCGAGAAUCAGCCUUGAUGUACAUCCCAAGUGAUCAAUUUGGAAGCAAAAAGGCUAUGAUUUGCCUAAUUGUUUCACAUGAGCUAGGACACCAGUGGUUUGGAAAUCUGGUUACCAUGAAUUGGUGGAAUGAUCUAUGGCUUAAUGAAGGAUUUGCAUCUUACUUUGAAUACAUUGGUGCUAGCUACAUAGAACCCAGACUACCACUGAAUAAAUUCUUUUAUUAUCACAUGUUACAACCUGUCUUAAGGGAGGAUAAGGAAAUAGCAGCUCAGCCAUUAUCAGCAAGAGAAGAAAAAAUCAACGGAACAUUUUCACUAGUUGGCCUAUUUGACAUCUUCACUUACAACAAGGGGGCCUCCAUUAUCUGGAUGCUUUCCAGCUUUCUGACUGAGAGGCUGUUUAUCAAAGCACUCAGUUCAUACCUGAAAGCAUUUUCCUUUUCAAGCGUUAACCAAGAUGAUCUGUGGACACACAUACAAAUGGUUGUAGAUGCACAGAAUGAAGUUCAGUUGCCAGCAUCAGUAAAAAAAAUAAUGGACUCCUGGACAUGCCAAAAUGGGUUUCCAGUUUUAACAUUCAAUCUGUCCACCGGCAUUAUCAGUCAGGAACAAUUUUAUAAUAAAAGGACAGAAAACAAUACCACUUACAAUAACACAUGGAUUGUUCCUAUUUCUUGGAUAAGAAAUGGAUCUGCACAACCCUUAGUCUGGCUAGAUAAAAGUAGCAAAAUGUUUCCUGAAAUGCAAAUAUCAGAUUCAGAACAUGACUGGAUUUUGUUAAAUAUGAAUAUGGCUGGGUACUACAGAGUUAAUUAUGAUCCAUUACAUUUGAAGAGAUUAGCACAACUGCUUGAAAAAGACCCAAAGGCUAUUCCAGUUGUCAACAGGUUACAUUUGAUAGACGAUGCUUUUACAUUGGCACAGGCUGGAUAUAUUGAGAUUGAGUCUGCAUUUGAACUAACAAAGUACCUUGCCAAAGAAGAUGAAAUAUUUGUGUGGUAUUCAGUACUGUCAAACCUAAUACCUGACAAUUUGGAAAAUAUUCUGAACAACUAUGAAUUAUAUCCCUUUUUAAAGAAAUAUCUGUUAAAGAGAAUGUUGCCAAUAUACCAUUAUUAUGCAAGUAUUAUUCAUCAAAAUGUUGAUGCUUUGGCAGAUGACUAUUUUGAUCAAAUUCAUUUGGAAAAACUUAUUAAUACAGCAUGUUGGCUGGGCCUCCAAGACUGUUUAAACCUAUCUUCUGAACUUUACACUAAGUGGAUGGAGAACCCUGACAAUGAGAUUCCCUUUACUAUUAAAAGAACAAUCUGUUGUUAUGGUGUUGCAAUGGGAAGUGAUAAAGAAUGGGACUUUGCAUGGAAAAUGUAUAAUCAUAAUAAUUCCACAGAAAUAGAUAAGGAUAUAAUGCUCUUUGCCAUGAGUUGCACCAGAGAGUCAUGGUUGCUUUACAGAUAUUUGCAGUACUCACUCAACAAUUCAUUGUCUUCUGAUAAUAUAUCCAUAGUCAUUUCAAAUGUGGCAGCUACUGAGAUUGGCCAACGCAUAGCAUGGGAAUUUGUAACAGAAAAUUGGCUAGUUUUAAAUGAAAGGCAUAGGAAUGGAAUACUACAGAAAUUAUUGAGAGUUAUGGAAAACUUUGUCAAUACAGACUUACAGAUCCAAGAAUUGCAGCUUUUUUACAAUACUACACUAGACAAGGAUCUACGGAUUGCUACUACUGAAACAUUGCAGUUUGCAAAGUUUGCAAAUAAUGAAAGGAGAAAACUCAUAGCCAGAUUUACUGAUUGGUUACGGAAAAAUAUAGACGACUGA